AUGGACGCCAUGUUCAGGCCGCGCCCCCCGCGCGAGCGCCAGCGCGCGGCCGGCUGCCGUCUUCAGGAGACUGGCGCAUCGGAGCACGUCGCGACGGAGGCCUUGCUGGAGCGCCUGCGCGCGGCCGUUCGGAUCGGGAGGUACGUCACGGGCAGGCUCCCGGGCGCCCACUGCCACGGGGAGGCGUUGCCCGCCUGCUACAGGCGGGCGUGGACUCCGGGCAGCCACCGCUUCUUCCCCCCGCCGUUCCGGCGCAUGGUCAUGCUGUUGCUGCUGCACUCGGCGCGGCCGUUGGCAGCGGAGAGCGGCGGGUCCGGCAGCAGCCUGUUGCCCGCGACCAUUUGGCGGAAGAUCUUUGGUUUCAUGAGCCGAGAUUGGGCGGCGGAACCCCAGGAGAUCGGCGCUCAGCCAGUCACACCCUACGUUGCCCCUACGUGCUGCCAGCACGGGCGGAUCACGGCUGCCGCCUCGGCGUUUUCUCGCGGCUGUUGCCCGAGCACCUUGCCCGACGUUCGCCACAUUGGGCGCGGCGUGGCGCGGUUCGUGGCCACUGCCUUCCUUGUGCUCCACGUGUUGUUGCCGCCCGUUUCUGCUGUCGCAUGUGUUUGGCUUCGCGGCGAGGCAGAGCUGGUGGAGACGGUGGACGUGCCGCGUCGCGCCUCCCGCUCCCGCGACAGCGUUUGGACGACGAGGGGGCGGGGGCAGGGCGUGCCGCAGCACACCGCGGCUCUGACGCGUCGCGUGCCGUGA
Molecule: messenger RNA, 750 nt
Organism: Prorocentrum cordatum
Lineage: Eukaryota; Dinophyceae; Prorocentrales; Prorocentraceae
Source: the annotation of a GenBank genome assembly